AUGCAGGCAGAUGAAUGCAUACUGUUCUUUGCCAUUCUGGCCCCUCCUACAUUCUCCCCUGCAUCUGCAAGCCAACCGCCUGAGCCCGCCAUACACCUUAUCAAGAUGAGCAAUCUGUCACCCAUGCCACUGACCGAUCAGAUAGCAGGAGUCUUGGAGCUCAUGUUCCGCCGAAAGCUCCAUCUGGCCACUCAUGCAGCCCAUUCUGCGCCAUCUAUAGAAGUGCCUCCGUCCAUGCCAUCCGCCCUCCUAUUGGAGUGCAAUGGCAUUGCAGAUGCUCUUGUGAAGGCCAUCCGUAAUCCUGUAAGGCUGCAGUGGGACAUUGAUAGAUAUUGCGACAGCCUUUCGAUUCAGCCCACGGGGCAGAAUGAAGUCCUCGAGGCAGAACUGGAACGGAAGUGGCCUCCUCCAUUUGGUGAGAGCGAAAUACGCAUAGACCAGCCCGCCACCCUCGUGGACAUGCACGGACGCAUCUUGGCUUGGAUACUUCCAAGAGUGUUGAUACCAGACUGCCAGACGAAGAUGCUCCAAGCGACCAGGGCCCUACACCCAGCAAUAGCAGCCAGUAAGCCUUCCAGCACCACCGCCAGUUGGCGACACAACCCGUUGUACUUCUUGCCUCCUGAGGAGUGUACCCAAUUCCCAGCGGGCUCCUUGUGUCUCUCGCCAGGUUGGUUCCAACAAGUAAGAGAGCAUAUGGAGUCUGGGAGGCUGGAGACCUCCGCCAGCCUGAAGCUUGAGGGCGGAAGAAGUUGGCUGCAUGAUAUUCAUGACUCCUCCGCAUUGCUGGGCGCCAUCCUGGCCGUCGUUCACCCAACACUAUAUGCCGCAGGACGCCAGUGCUUGGGUUUGAUCCAGCAAGACUCAGAAUUGCGAGAGAUGGCGCUGAACUGA
Molecule: messenger RNA, 894 nt
Organism: Sparassis crispa
Lineage: Eukaryota; Fungi; Basidiomycota; Agaricomycetes; Polyporales; Sparassidaceae
Exons: 5
Coding region: 1-894 (297 amino acids)
Source: RefSeq, a predicted model, not a curated record